AUGGGGAAUGGACAUGGGUUGACAUUAAUAUCAAACCAACACAAAGGAUUACUUGAGGCUGUCAAAGAAAGGGUGCAUGCAGCAGAGCAUACACAAUGUACCAGACACAUAUGUGCUAACUUCAUGAAAAAAUUCAAAGGUCAACAGUUCAGUAAAAUUUUUUGGUAUGUUGUUGCUUCUACUACCCAGGCUAAAUUUGAGCAGCGUAUGAAUCAAAUCAAGAAGAUAGAACCACUUGCCUAUGAUCAUCUAAUGGAGAGGGACCCUAAAACUUGGAGUAAAGCAUUCUUUCGGACUGUAGGGAAUAUAAUGCAUAUGAAAAUGGUGUAUCUGAGAGUUUUAACUCACUCAUUGGAGCUGCCAGACCUUGGUAAGAAGACAUGUGGAUGUAGAGGUUGGCAAUUAAUUGGUUACCCUUGCGUGCAUGCAUAUGCUGCCAUUUCAAACCUCAAUAUGGAUCUAGAGGACUAUGUAUUACCAUGGUUGACCACAACAAUGUUUUGUAAUGCCUGCAUGUACACCAUUAAGCCACUAAAUGGUAGUGAUAUGUGUCCUGGUAAAGUGAAGGUUGAAUUGGUUCAAGAAGUUGACGUGGAAAGUGAUAGUGAUAGUGAAGUUCAAAGGGAGCCUGAUAGUGAGGUGGAGUCUUAUGAAGUUUAUUUUGAAGAGGGUAAUGAUACAUACGAAGAUAUCAAGUUGAAGUUGAAGUUCAAGGAUGGGGUGAAGAUCAAGAAGGUGAAGAACUUGUUGUACUUCAAGAUCCAGUUGGAUAAGAUGACCAAGGACAGGUUGGACUUCAAGAUCCAGUGGAAGAUGAGCAUAUGCAAGAAGUACCAGCAUUUCAAGUUCUACAGGGAAAGAGAAGAAGGAAACCUUUAG
This is a messenger RNA of Lactuca saligna, 879 nucleotides long. Lineage: Eukaryota; Viridiplantae; Streptophyta; Magnoliopsida; Asterales; Asteraceae. The record is from the annotation of a GenBank genome assembly.